AUGGCUGACUGGGCGCUAUGGGAGCGGCUGGAGGAUGUUGUGCGGGCAGACAGGUACAUGUCAGCCAACGAGGAUUUCAAUGCCUUGAAGGCGGCAGUGCUGAAGGCCAGCCUCAGUGAGCUGAGCGCCCAGUCUGGGCAUGCCAUCUUGGGCUGGGAGUUCCUGCUGAGCUUUGCCAAGAAGAAGACCUUCUACCGGUCCCACGUUUGCCAAGUGGUGAAUGCGCUGCUGGCAGACACGAAGUGGAAGCAUGCCUUUGCCAGCAGCGAGGCCCUUCGUGCCAAGGCACAGGAACUGCACCCCGACGUGCGUGCGGCUCUGGAGGCGGUGGAUGCAGCGCCCGCCGUGCCGGCAAAGGCACCGCCACCGGAGAAGAUCAAGGUGUCGGGCAAAGAAGUGAACUGGCCAGACUGGGACACGCUGGAGGCCGUUGUGCAGAUGAAGGGAUUCAAAGGCGCCAAUGACGAGUUCUCCUGCCUGCGGUUAGCCGUGCUUGCAGCCGACCCGGUACAGUUGGCAAGUCAGGUGGCCCAUGCCCCCACGGUGUGGCGCUUCGUGGUAGGCUUUGGCGAAAAGAAGUCACAUUACCGGUCACAACUUGCAGAGGUGGCCGGGAUCCUGCGGCAGGAGUCGGGCUGGGAGGCGAGCCUGGAGUCACUGCGCGGAGAGCUCCUGGAAAGCCUGGGGGCCUUGCCUGACAUUCUGCAGACGGCCCUGGACACGGACAAGGCGACAGCAGAAGCAGCGUCAGCUAGUGCGAGCUUUCAGAUGACGGUGGACGAAGAGACCGCUGCUCCGAGUGCUCCAUACGCGGCCCCUGACUUUGAGUCUCUGCAGGACAGGCUGAAGUCCAUGAUGGGCUAUGUGGAGGGCCUGGCGGGCGCUCAGCCGGACAUCGGCACCGGCGCAGACCAGGACGUGCCGGCUGCUCCCGAAGUGAUGGCGGCAGAUGCGACUAAUGCAGCAGAUGAUGACAAGAACAGGGAAGAGGAGAUUUCAAAGUUGUUAGGAUCGACAACGGGCGAGGAGAGAAGUGUGUCGAAACCGGCACCCCAAGAACCUUCCGGCCUUGGCAUUGAGGCAUUCUCUUCCAUGCAGGGUCGCAUUACAGCGACUUUGCAGCAGGCAGAUUUGCUGGAGGGCAAGGACCCAGUGAUUUCACAUUAUCUCCGUGUAGUUGCUUUGGACAGACUGGUCCAUGCGAGGCAGUCCGGCCAGUCCAACGCAGAGAUGGAAUCGAUGCUUUUUGCCACGCUGACCAAGGCUGAGAGUGCCAAAGGCACACUGCACUUGGCAGACGGCCCACAGCAUAUGCAGAGGUUCUCCUUACAAAGCUACAAGGCUGCCGUUGCAGCUGAUGAUUGGCAGGAUCUCACAGCCGCAUGUCUUUUAGUGGAUGCGCUCGCCCAGUUCCACCCUGAGAUGCCGAAAGAGCUUGAGGGCAGGUCGUCUUAUGCCAAGUUGCGCGCUGAAGAGUUGCACAGCUGCCAGAUGUCGGGCAAGCGCCCUACGCCAGCAAACCCGCCAGCCUUGCCAGUGCCCGCUCUGCCUGCAGUCGCUCCAGUUUCUCCAGUCCCUCCGGCCGCGCCAGCCGCUCCAGCCGCUCCUGCUGCACCAGCGGCCCCAGCUGCACCGCCCACACCGCCAGUGCCACCAGCGCAGCCAUCUGCACCACAGCCACCAGCCACUCCAGUGCAGCCAGCCGCUCCAGUCACUCCAGUACAGCCAGUCACUCCAGUGCAGCCAGUGACUCCAGUGCAGCCAGCUGCGCCAGCGGUGCAGCCGGUGCAACCAGUUCAUCCGACCACCCCGGCAACAGCUCCAGCACCAGCGCAGCCACCCGCAGCAGUGGACGGCCCUGUGUCAGCUGAGGUCGCAGCAAUGCCGCGGUCGAAGCGGCAGGCAGAAGCCAGAAAGAAGACGGACAGCGCCAUCAGCGCUCUGAACUCCGGCAGUGAUGAGCAUGCAAGAGCCUUGAUCAGGGAGGCACUUGGUCUCCUUGCUGGCUUGUCUUAG
Molecule: messenger RNA, 2016 nt
Organism: Effrenium voratum
Lineage: Eukaryota; Dinophyceae; Suessiales; Symbiodiniaceae
Source: the annotation of a GenBank genome assembly